Molecule: messenger RNA, 1241 nt
Organism: Magallana angulata
Lineage: Eukaryota; Metazoa; Mollusca; Bivalvia; Ostreida; Ostreidae
Exons: 4
Coding region: 26-1234 (402 amino acids)
Source: RefSeq, a predicted model, not a curated record
GUAUUUUUCACACAAUGAUGUUGACAUGGAAAAACCUAUUCUAUUGAGAAUAACUGAUGGCGGUCCUGAUCAAAGAACCACGUACAGAUCUGUGCAGUUGUGUUGUCUUCUUGAAUUUAUUGCAUUGGACUUGGACUUUUUUGCUUGCAUCAGAACAGCUCCAUCAGCAAGUUACUACAAUCCAGCUGAGCGAUGCAUGUCUACUCUAAAUAUAGCUCUGCAAAAUGUUGCUCUUCAGCGUGGACGAAUGAUUCCUGGACUUGAAAUGCAGACAAAAUCAUUUACCUCUUUGUCAAAACUAAGAAAUGCUGCAACUAAAAAUGCAUGUUUAAAGAAGGAAUACAAGGAAGCUAUGUCAGUACCAAUUGAAAUUUUGAAAGAAAGAUUCUCCAGGCUGAAAUGGAAGGGGGAAAGUGUUGUCGUUCAUGAUGCUGCACAGGAAGACAUGAUGGUUGAUCUCUACAACAUCUUUCUUCUGAUUGAUGAUGAAGUGAAACCUGAACACGUCUCCAAUUUGAGGAUGUUGAAAUCAGAAAAGAUAGAUGCAUUCCUAGCGAAACAUGCACAAUCAAGGCACUACAGCUACCAGAUUAAGAAGUGUACAGAAGCUGACUGUGCAUACUGCACUUUGAACCCCCCACGCCUUUCCCAGGAGAUGCUGAAAGAUCUCCAUUUCAUACCUGAUCCUGUCUUGAAAGAAGAUGGUGUGUUUAAGUCUUUUGAAGAGACAUAUGGUACACCGACUACAGAUAAAGAUCGUCCUAGUCUGCAGGAAAAGGUGACAACAACUGAGCGAGACAAACAACUGAAAAAUCUCUUGGUUGCGACCAAAGUCAGAGAUUUUGUUGUUUGUUGCGAGUGUGGCAAGCGUAGAGUUGUAUAUUCCUCCAGAAAGCUUAGCGCUGCUGAGGAGAGGGCUCUUAUUAGACUUCAGGAAGAACUACUGUACAUCUGUGGAAGUCCGCUGUUCCCUGGUGGAGAAUUUCAGGAUAAGAUUGUAGUGCGAGAAGGGAUUAAUUGCCAGGCGCCAAUAGAGACAACAUACUAUGCAGGAAAAACACAGCUAUUUGAUGGAAUUUGCUUCCAUUGUGGAGAUAUUGAGCCAACCUCAACCCCAGAAAUAGAAUCCUUGAAGAGAAAGCAUGGGAUUGUAAGACCCAUUUGCAAAACCUGUUUGCAAAUGGGCCACCCAGUUGUGACCAGAAAUGCUUUAAAAAAGCAAAAAACAAAAUAAAAAAAUA